AUGACGGGACGACGUGAUCAGCAUCAAGGGACCCCCAGGGCUUUGAAGAAGAUUGCCGGCGUGCGUUUACCGCAUAAAGACUCCUCGGAACAAUGGGACAUCACUAUCGAAGACGGCAAGAUAUCGUCUGUUGACGCUCACGACAGAUCACUCGACCUGAGUGCCACUGACGUUCUCGAUGCAAACAACAGGCUCAUAGCGCCCUCGCUUUGCCAUGCCCACAUCCAUCUCGACAAAUGCUUCCUGCUCCAGGAUCCCAAGUACAGUGACCUCCAGAUCGAAAGCGGCGACUUCAAAGAGGCCAUGGAGAUGACUGGAGAGGCAAAGUCAAGAUUCGAGGAAGAGGAUUUACUCAGAAGAGGUGGCUUGCUCAUCGAGGAGAGUAUCCAGCAUGGCGUUACAGCAAUGCGAGCGUUUGUUGAGGUGGAUGGCGUAGUGCAGUUGAAGUGCCUAGAGGCUGGCUUGAAGUUGAAGGAGCAGUACAAGGACAUAUGUGACAUUCAGAUUUGUGCCUUUGCGCAGUUGCCGCUCUUUUCUGGACCAAACAACGGUGCGGAAGUUCGAGAAAUGAUGACUACAGCAGCGUCCAAAGAAGAGGUUGAAGUACUUGGGAGCACGCCAUACGUGGAAGUCGACGAGAACAAGUCGAAAGAGAACGUGCGUUGGAUCACCCAGCUGGCACUGGAGCAUGACAAAAACCUGGACCUUCAUCUGGACUACUUUCUGGAGGAAGACAAACAACCACUUGUUUGGGACGUUCUAAAGAUCCUGAAGGAGCAGGACUGGCCCAAGUCUGGAGGCAGACAGGUCACGCUCGGCCAUUGCACGCGUUUGACACGCUUUAAAAAGGACGAGUGGCUACGUCUAAAGCAUGAAAUCAGUGAGCUGCCUGUCUCCUUUGUCGGCCUGCCUACGUCGGACCUAUUCAUGAUGCGUACACCGGAGAACCUACGUGGCACACUACCCGUCACAGAGCUCAUCAAAGACUACGACCUCAAUGGAGCAAUCUCUAUCAACAACAUCGGUAACGCAUUCACACCGCAAGGCAACUGCGAUCCACUGAGUCUAGCUCAGCUCGCGGUUGGUCUGUAUCAGGCCGGCACAAAGAACGAUGCGGAGCUGCUUUAUGAAACCGUCUCAAAUCGAGCGAAGGCUGUCAUUGGCCACAAGCCAACAUUGUUGAACCUGGAACCUGGCCAACCAGCGGACUUCGUGUUGUUUGACACUUUCGAAAGCAGCUGGAGAUGCAGAAAGAGCAUAGUUGAAGUGGUCUAUGAUGCUGGGACGGGUGGCUACCCACACGAUAACCUGGAGCUGUACAAGGUACUGCGAGGUUUCAAAUGUGAUGGAAAAGCCCCGUGUAUUGUUCCAGGCUAUGAUAAUUCGCACACGCCCGCGCAUAGACGUGGAAGCGACAUCAUGGAGUCGCAAGCAACUCCCGUUCAGACCUCCAUCGGCGCCUUGUCAACGGCGUUUCUUGCGAAUGUGAAGCUCACGUUCGGCGAGUCACAGGAGGCAACCACCAUCUUCGGUGCACUCUGUGAGUUUCGACAAGGCAGAGCUUCGAAAAGAGAAACCAUAUCGACUAUCUCCGAAGCGCUUGGCAACCAUCACGACCUCAAGCGUGAUCUCCAGAACAUACUCGACCACCAAGACGCACGAUGGGGAGCCGGUGACUUCGACAACCUACCACUAGCACUGGUCGAGGGCCAACCACCACAGUUCCUUCAGCCUGUUCAUGAGCCUCAGAUGCGCCAUCCUUUCCUCUCAUCUCCCUGGGACUCCAACAACGGUCUCCUAACGACGUUCAGCCCGAUGGGUCUGACCGGCUUGUCCCAAUACUCGACCUUCGCAAAGUCAACUGAGCAGCCAGCGCUCAUGCCCCAGAACGGGCCCGAUUCCUCGCACCCUCCCAGCCGCGCUAUGCUAUCUUCGCCAUUCGUCCCAGAUCUUGUUGGUCCAUCGCGUGCGCAGCCCACAUAUCCUGGCAUCGACCAAACAUCAGGCUUCCUACCCUACCCACGUCCCAAACAAAUCUUCGGCACGAAUCCGUCACAGCCGGAGCAAAGCAACAUCCCGCAAGAAUCUCCGUACCUUGAGCCGUGGUGGAGCGAGGAUUGGUUCACCCAGACUGGCCACCAGCAAGGCAGAGGGGAAAUUAUGUCGACCCAGGAAUCGUCCGAGGUUACGAGUGCGCAGAAACCUUUGACUGCCCCACCCGCAGCGUCAUUUCUGGGAUCCUCCAAACUGAACUGGACGCCUAUGCCCAUGGAUGCGCCAGACAUUGGUAUGCCACCACCAUCUAGGAAGCGCAGCCGUGCUUUAUCGUUCUUGCAGCCCAAAGCCGAAGGAGGCCAGGCGUCUGGUAACACAGUUCACGAUUACAACGUCAGCAAGAGCCAGACAGCUUCCCCACCUUCAACAAAGGUCUCGCGGGACAGUACUUCAGUUGCUCCGAAAGGCAGUGGCCAGUUCAUACACAGCGACUUGUUGACCGCUGUCAAUAUUGCUGCAAGCAUCGAAGAACCCACACUGAAAGGACGCAUCGAUUCACUAAUUGGCUCUAACUUAGAUGUACAGGCCGAUGCAGCAGCGCAGGGACAAUUUCGACCUACUUCGAGCUUUACUAAUCAACAUCCAGGCAACAACGUCGGAAAUAACGUUGAACAGUACCACGGUUACUGGCCAUCUCUGGGGUACAACUUUGGUGUUGGCUCGUCGUCCCCCGUACCUGAGCCAACGGGAAUGAGGUUUUCUUCGCAACCGAACUUCAUCGACCCUACCACACCUUUCAUGCCACCGAUGGCCUCUGACCCAGUCUACAGGCACCAGCACAACUCCACGCAGCUCGACGAGGAGUUUGUGACUGACCCGGGCUUCUUCCUAGACUCAGGACUUGAUCAGAACUCGGGAUCGGAGCAGGACUCAGGGCUUGAUCGGAACUCAGGGAUGACCAAACAGCUAGCCUCCGGCUUCGAUGACGAAGGUGGCUAG
Molecule: messenger RNA, 2994 nt
Organism: Parastagonospora nodorum SN15
Lineage: Eukaryota; Fungi; Ascomycota; Dothideomycetes; Pleosporales; Phaeosphaeriaceae
Exons: 7
Coding region: 1-2994 (997 amino acids)
Molecular function (GO): hydrolase activity, acting on carbon-nitrogen (but not peptide) bonds, in cyclic amidines
Source: RefSeq, a predicted model, not a curated record